CGCUGGCGCUGCCCCUGCGCCCGGGAAGGGGGGGCCGCGGGGCCGCUGGGAAGGGCCGGUCCCAGCCCCGCCGUAGAUGUGUCCGGGCCCCAAGGAGCAGGUAAGGGCAGCCCGGCUGGCGCUGGGGCCGGGCGCUGCUCCGGAGCCGCUUUCCAGAGGGCGGCACGGCACCGGGAGCGGCGCCAUGCGCCGGUCCGGCGGCCGGAGGAGAAUUCCUGCUCCAGGGCCCGGGCCGAGAGCCGGGGGCUUCCCUCCCGCUGCGGCGGGCCGCGCUUGGCCAGUGCCCGGCUGUGCUGAGUGCCCGUAGUCACACCACGGCACCUCUGCCCCUGAAACAGCGAUUCUCCUCGCACCUGGUCCUGAUGUUUCUCACCAGCAAAUCUCUCACUUGAGUUCUCAGGCAGUACCAGAUUAUCAGGAGUGAAGCUCCCCAGCGCUCCCCAGCAAUGGCAGGGAAAAAAGUCCUGAUAGUCUAUGCACAUCAAGAGCCCAAGUCCUUCAAUGGAUCUUUGCUGAAGAUUGCUGUGGAAGAGCUGACCAAGCAGGGCUGCAGCGUCACCGUGUCGGAUUUAUACGCCAUGCAGUUUGAGCCCAGAGCAACAAGGAAUGACAUUGUUGGUCACCUGCACAACUCAGAAGCGUUCAAUUAUGGGGUGGAAACCUGGGAAGCUUACAAGAGAGGAAGUUUGUCCAAAGACCUGGUUGAAGAGCAGAAGAAAGUGCAGGAAGCAGACCUGCUGAUUUUUCAGUUUCCCUUGUUUUGGUUCAACAUGCCUGCAAUCCUGAAGGGCUGGAUGGACAGAGUCUUGGUCCAAGGCUUUGCUUACGAUUUGUCAAAGGUUUAUGAUGGUGGUUUGCUCCAGGACAAAUUGUCCCUCUUUUCUUUCACCACGGGAGGAAGCCAAGAGAUGUUUUCAAAAGAAGGUGUCGGUGGUGAUAUUCGCUAUGUCCUGUGGCCCAUGCAGCAUGGAAUCAUGCACUUCUGUGGUGUCAAAGUCCUUGAACCUCACAUCUGUUAUGCUCCAGAGAAUGUCUCUGAGGAGAAGAGGAAGGAGAUGCUGGCUGCCUGGACCCAGCGUCUGAAGUCUCUUUGGAAGGAAGAACCCAUAGACUGCUCUCCUGAGUGGUAUUUCAAGUAGUGUUCAGGUGCAAGACGACAGAGUGAAGAUUUUCUCCAUUCUUUUUGAUGCUCUAUCUAAAUACCUGAACACUAAUCUCCUGAUUCAAAUAUAUUUUAAGAAUCUUGAAUACUACAUCUAUCAGUUUAACUGACAACAUGGCAUUUAUCUUUAGUGAUUCCCAAGGGAUUCCCUUCAAGGAUGGGCACAAAACUCUUUGUGUUCUUCUCCUUGCUCACAGAAACGGUGUCAUCCUGCCUCCUUAUGCUUGAUAACACAUGUGAUAUUUCAUGGCAGAUUAUACCAUUGCUGCUUGUGAAACAGUAUGUGGCCAAGUUUAUUUGAACCCUUUUUGUACCCGUUGCCACUUUUUUUUCCCUUUGCCGGGGAAUAUGGACACAUACUCAACCUUUAAAAGCCCAAGAUGGAUUGUGAUAGCUCUACACUUGUGCCUUGGAGCAACAAAACCAGAUCAUGAGUAGUGUUGCAAAAGGAUGUACCGUUGCAAAGUGUCUUAAACAGCUGGAAAGCCUUGUGGGCAGCCCUAGGCUUCUCCAGAUCCAAUCUAGGCUUCUCCAGAUCCUAUCUCUACAGCAAUAUUAAAGCUAUGACAAAUACCAGAAAAGGGAAAAAUUAAAGGUGAAUGUAGUGAUAUGUGCAUGAAUUGCCUUCCUUUGUAGACUACAGCUCCCAUUUGUAAAGUAUGCAUCUUCCUAAAGUAGAGAGAAAAAGUAAUCCUGUCUGUUGCCUGCCCCCUCACACCAGUCAGUGUUGGUGUUUGGGUCAGAGGGUGUUUGCUUCCCCUCCAGCAUCAGCAUUGAUGGGCAUCCUUGGAGAUGUCUAGCACCAGCAGUUAGUGAGGCAGAGCACUAACCUGAAAACCUGCUGGGGCACUGUCUGUCUAUGAGUCAGGGUCUAUGGGACAAAUGAAUUUUCUGGCUCUUAAUAGGCAGGAUUUUUACCUGGAACUGUAGCAGGAUUAUUUUUGUGCUUUAGAGUUGUUAACCCUGUUUGUGCAUAUGGCAAGGGGUGGAUUUCUCAUUUAGAUACCGAAUUUCUUGCUUUGACCAGCUCACCUAACUGCUGCCUUUGCACUUUGACAUUAAAAGAAUGUGGCCUCUAUAAGAACCUGUCCCCUGAGUCACUAUCAAAUGACACCUAGGCCUCUGUGCAUCUGCCUACCUGCUUUGUGGCAGUCUUGUCACACCCCAGCCUUGCGGUUCCUUGGGGACUAAUUGGAUAAUAAACAUGCUGAGCCCAGGCUCUGGAGGCUCAGUGUAAGCUGAUACGCCAGACUGGGAAAUGCCACCACAGGGGAAGGGUCAGUGUUCCAGUUUGCUCCCAUAUGAAGUGAAGGGCCACAUCCAGCAGAGACAUUUCCCAGGAAGAAGAGCUGCCCCAAGCUGUUGCAGAUGUCUGCUGUGGGUCAUGUGAGCCCAAGUCUUUAGGCUGCAAAAGCAGGAAAUUUGCUUUGGCUCAACAGCUCUAUUAUAGGAAAAGGAAAGUGAAAGGGAAUAAGGAAGAUAGUGUUACACAUCUAAGAGGUGGGGAAAGCAGAUUCAUGCCUUAAAGACUUAAGGAGAAAAAGUUACCGAGAGAAAUCGGAGGUAAAUUUCAAAAUUGCAUAGAAGAGAUCUAUUCACUGUGUUCGAUUAGCAGACUAUUCAGGAAAGAAGAAAACUGAGGUGAAAGCAGAAGUUGCAACUGUCAAACCAACAUUACUGCUUUGGAACAACUGCAGAGCUUAGUGGGGUUAACUAUGAGAUGAAGAAUGCCAGACUGACCUGUAUGUUGAGGAUACUGUGCUUACCACUAUCUGGCAGACACAUGCCAGCUCCCACACAUAUGGUAGCACUAAGUUUUAAUAAGAUGGCUGAGACUUUUAGUACAAAGUGUGUGAAUGGUUGAGAUUAAUGCAAGUUCAGUUACAGUUAAAACGAAUAGCCUUAUUCUCAUUAAUGCUAAAAUUGAAGAUUUCUGCUCAAAUAAAUUCAUUAUUGAGAAAAGCACUAAAAA
This is a messenger RNA of Onychostruthus taczanowskii (white-rumped snowfinch), 3134 nucleotides long. RefSeq names its product ribosyldihydronicotinamide dehydrogenase [quinone]-like. Bases 447 to 1139 code for a protein of 230 amino acids. The transcript is spliced from 6 exons. The record is from RefSeq and is a predicted model, not a curated record. Lineage: Eukaryota; Metazoa; Chordata; Aves; Passeriformes; Passeridae. Gene Ontology annotation, cellular component: cytosol. Gene Ontology annotation, molecular function: NAD(P)H dehydrogenase (quinone) activity.